Molecule: messenger RNA, 2520 nt
Organism: Pseudogymnoascus verrucosus
Lineage: Eukaryota; Fungi; Ascomycota; Leotiomycetes; Thelebolales; Thelebolaceae
Exons: 3
Coding region: 455-2329 (624 amino acids)
Biological process (GO): sphingomyelin catabolic process
Molecular function (GO): sphingomyelin phosphodiesterase activity
Source: RefSeq, a predicted model, not a curated record
CACUAAUAGGACAAUUAAUCUAUUCUGUCUGCGCCCGCCCCUCUCCGCCAGCUGUAGCUCCCUGUGCACUUCGCCCAAAGUAGGCCUCAGUGCCAAAUCUAUAGGUCAUGGCUGGCUGAUAACUGACGGUUAAGCUCAGUCGUUGCCAUUCGCGAACGCCUAUAGCCAGCCCCCCCGUGUUUUCUUAUUGCACACCAUGAACAGAAAGCAUGGGGCGGGAGAAUAAUAGACCCACUUCAUGCAGCCUUGAACGCAGCUCGGCAUACUGCGUGAUAUCCCUUGAGUUUACUCCAACGAGGAAGGUGCGGUGUACUCCGCCGCUUCUUUGGAUAUUUCACGUGAAUCAUGUUGUUUGCUGCGGGGGUACAGGCUCGAGAUGUUAUAGAAGGCCGAAGGAUUCCCCAAUUCUUACACUCCUUGCCUAUCCUUAAAUUCUAGCGCGCCUUUAGAAACAAUGAAGUUCUUCCAGGCUAUUGUCACUGGUGUUGUGGGGGCUCAGGUUGUCUUGGCUGCCGUUUCUGAGACUCCCGCGCUGGUCAAGGAAAGCGUCGCCUCAGAUAUCCUUAAAGAUAUUGAGAAUGCAGCAACUUGCGCCGCAUGCGAGGCAGUUUUAAUUGCCCUGAAGGGUCUUGCACACUUGGGCAAUAAACCUUUCGUAAACGUUCUUACAGACAUUUGCAAGCUUGCCAAGGUUGAGGAUGACGAUGUCUGUGAGGGCCUCAUUGCCGCAGAGGGACCAGUGAUUGCACAUGACAUGAGAGGGAUUAAAAUUGGGUCUGCUACCUCCAAGACCCUUUGUGCCUCCCUCAUCGGACUUUGCCCAUUCCCGGACGUGAAGCCGUACGCCAUACCUUUCCCAAAGCCAAAGCCAGCCACCAAGCGCCCGGUUUCUAGCGGACAGGCGCCGAUUCAAGUUGUUCACAUUAGUGAUACUCACGUUGAUCUCUCCUAUGAGGUUGGUGCGAAUUACAACUGCACGAAGCCAAUCUGCUGUCGCUCAUACACGCCCAAUGAUGCGCCAGGACACAACUCAUAUCCUGCUGGCGAAUUCGGUAAUCCCCUCUGCGAUCCUCCGGUCACGCUCCAGGAAAGCAUGGUUCAGGCCAUUAAGGCCAUUGCGCCUGAUGCUGCAUUCACAGUCUUCACUGGCGAUGUCGUUGCACACGAUCUCUGGUCUGUCGACAAGGCCGAGGUUCUUACUGACCUCAACUCGACCUACUCUAUCCUCUCCAACCUUGAUCUUGUUUACCCCGUCAUCGGCAACCACGACGUGGUGCCAGUCAACUGCAUUCCUCCAACCACCAUAUCUACCACCUUAGGUGUUCAAUGGGCAUAUGAUACUCUUGCAAGUUACUGGAAUGGCUGGAUCAGCACCUCGGGAGAAGCUAAUACCGCUAAUGAGUAUGGCGCCUACUCUGUGAAAUAUCCCGGAGGGAAGCUCCGCGUCAUUUCGCUGAACUCUGUCUUCUACUAUACCCUCAACUUCUGGCUGUACGAGGAGCCCAUGCAGAACGACCCCAACGGUCAGUUCACUUGGCUUAUCAAGGAGCUACAAAGCGCCGAGGAUGCCGGAGACAACGUUUACAUCAUCUCCCACAUCCCUCCCGGAUCCUCCGAUUUCUUCCACAGCUUCUCCAACACCUUCAACAAAAUCGUCAACCGCUAUGACGCCACCAUCGCUGCCAUGUUUUACGGACACACCCACGUCGACGAGUUUGAGAUCUCAUACUCUGAUUACGCCAACCGAAACGCUGACACUGCUGUUGCCAUGUCGUACAUCGCCCCUUCCAUGACUCCCACGUCUGGCUCUCCUACAUUCCGCGUCUACACUGUUGACCCAGUGACCUAUGGUGUUCUCGACUUCAUCGACUAUACCACCGACAUCACAGCAGACAAGCUCUCCUGGACCAAGUACUACUCCGCUAAGGAGGCUUACGGUUCCCUACUCACCCCUCCUGUCACCGACGCUGCUGCCGAGCUUACCCCUGCCUUCUGGCACGAUGUCACUACCCUCUUUGAGACGAACGAGGCAGCCUUCAAGGAUUUCUUCGCGCGCAAAAGCCGUGGUUUCAAUGUUGAGGCUUGUGACGCUGCAUGCAGAGCCGAGCAGAUCUGCAUGGCCCGAGCUGCAGAGUCGCAGUACAACUGCGACGUACUGAAGCCGGGAUUGAACAUAUCUAAGCGUGACGAGGAAAGCCACGCCCACCGCGAUGAGUGUGAGGGGACAAGACUAAGAGAAGUCUUUGGACAGAUCGGCCAGAACCACGAGACGUUCAUCAAGUAUAUUGAUUCUGAGGUUGCGGCUUUCAAGAAGGCCAACGCUGUUUAAUUCUUCUCUUCGAUUUUAGAUCGAUUAUGGCUUUGAUUUUGGAUACGUAGAAUUUUGCCAUGUUCGUUCUAUUUAAGGCGGUAGUUGACGAUAGAUGAGAGAUGAUUAUUUAUAAUGUAUAUAUGGUAGCAUCCAUAAUAAAAUAUUUGCACGGCGGGAUGGAAUAUUCCAGUGCUGCAGAGGGUCAAUAG